Paramecium sonneborni is the source of this 1091-nucleotide messenger RNA. The record is from the annotation of a GenBank genome assembly. Lineage: Eukaryota; Ciliophora; Oligohymenophorea; Peniculida; Parameciidae.
AUGAAAAAGUAACCACCUCCUUAAACUUAAUAACCAUAAUAAAUACAAUCUAGAAUUAUUCAAAAAGAGGUCUUUUGGGUUUACCAAUCUUAAAAUGUAUAACAAAAUGCUUAUGAAUAAUAUUUGACUCUGAAUUAAAAAGAAAUCUAUAACUUAUAAUAAUAAUAAUCUGUAGGUUUUAUGGAAAACAUACAAUAAGUAUCUAACUCAAUUAAUAAUCAUAUUCAUCCAUGUUUAUAAAAUAAUUCAUAGGAUCAAUUUCUAAGAUUCAAUAGCAUUAAUGUAGAUUGGUUAACUUUGAAACUUAUUCACUUAUUUAUCAAUAAUAGUAAUUUAAUGGCAAUAGAUUUUAGACACAAUAAAUUUACAUCAUAAGAAUUAGAUGUUGUGUAUUAAAUUUUUGCAUUUUAAAGAAUCAUCAAAGCAUUUAUUGAAUAUAAUCCUAAUGUAAAUAUAAUAAAAUUAUCUCCUCUAUACAACUUAGAAUUUAUCUAUUUAAGAGGAAAUGAGAUUGAUAAUAAUACAAUAAUAUAAUUUAUGGGAGGUUUACAUAAUCGACUAAAAGUAUUGGAAUUAGGAGUUAAUAAAAUAAGUCAAGAAGGUAUUGAUGCAAUAGCUGAAUACAUGGGUAAACCUAAUGCAUUAGAAUAUCUUGGAUUAGCAUCGAAUUGCAUAAAGUCAUUUUAAGAUAUAAAACUAUUAGCACAUUCAUUUGGUAAAAAUCGAAUAUCUACAGAAGAAUUUUAAAAGUAAAAAUGAGUGAAUAUAAAAAUAGAAUUUAAGAAUUGGAAUAGCAACGUGAAUUGUAAAUAUAAAAAUUUUAGAAAUAAAAAAAAAAAUAUACUGAAGAGAUGCUAAUAUAAGUGCCUCCUUAUGUAAAAAUUGAAAAUUUUAAUUAUACUCUAUAAAAUCCAUAAUUUAAAUUACUAAACUUAUCAGACAAUUAAUUAGUGGAAUAAGAUAGAGAUUAAAUAGAUAAAUUUUUAAAUAGAUUACUUGAUACCUAAUCAGUAAUUUUGAUGAAUAAUUAAUUCGAACAUUCAACGAAAGCCAAAAUGAGAAAGAAAUAUAAAAAAUGUGUAGUAAUAUGA